Molecule: messenger RNA, 598 nt
Organism: Linum trigynum
Lineage: Eukaryota; Viridiplantae; Streptophyta; Magnoliopsida; Malpighiales; Linaceae
Source: the annotation of a GenBank genome assembly
CUUCCUUCGGAAAAACCUUCCCUGAAGAAAACCCUUUUCACGAUGGGCAACUUAUUGGAAGAGUCCCUCCCCCUAGGAAUCGGAUUCGAACCCACCGAAGCCGACUUGCUGGGUUUGCUGAAGCUCAAAAUCGAGGGCGAAGAUGACUCUGUUUUCGAUUUCUUCGAUUCCGACCCAGAGGAUCUCAGCUCAGCAAAUACAAAGGAGAACAUCCACUGCCACGACGAUGGGAGGGUGUACGUAUUCGGGCCGCCGAAAAGCAAGGUUCGGAGAGGAAUUCAGAUCAACAGGGACACCCCGAACGGGAGAUGGUCACUAAAAUUAAAUAGCGAGAUCAGAAACCACGGUGGAGAUACAGUAGCGAUGAAGGGCCUGUAUUGCUUUUGUGGUGAUGAGAUGAAUGGUGAAGGUGGUCUGCUGCGCAAGGGGACGACGAAGACGCCAUGGACGAUGAGUGGGUUUCGCUUGAUUAAUGGCGUCGACAGGACGAUCGGGGAGGAGAUUAUGCUGUACGUGGUGCGUAAAUCGACGAGGUGAAAGAAUGGUGGAAACCGGUUGGGGAACGUGUUUUGAAGGCCUAUAAAGAGCAACUCAAUCA